AUGGGGUGGGUUCAUCGCACCAACGCGAAGGUCGCCCACAGUUCCGUUGGGCGAUGGUUCCAACUCGAAGGAUCGGGUCACCCUAAGGAGCGCAAAGGGUCCUACUUCUUCACUGAGCUACGCGCUGGAGUCGCUGCUUUUUUUGCUAUGGCUUAUAUUAUUGCUGUCAACUCUAGCAUCGUAGCUGAUACUGGCGGAACCUGUGUCUGCGACGGUGGAGUGGACGAUCCUAUCUGCAAUGUGAACGAGGAUUAUUUAUUAUGUGCUGCCGAAGUCAAGCGUGAUCUCGUUACUGCCACGGCCGCUAUCGCUGCACUUUCUUCGUUUUGCAUGGGCUUGUUCGCAAAUCUGCCGGUCUCUUUGGCUCCUGGUAUGGGGUUGAAUGCGUACUUUGCGUACACCGUUGUUGGUUAUCAUGGGACGGGCACAGUCCCGUAUAGUGUAGCUUUGACGGCAAUCUUUGUUGAGGGCUGGGUCUUUUUCGCCCUUGCCCUCUUCGGCCUCCGGCAGUGGCUCGCGAGGGCUAUUCCGCGAUCGAUAAAGCUUGCCACGAGCGUGGGUAUUGGGCUCUUCCUAACUCUUAUUGGGUUCACGUAUAGCGAGGGUAUCGGUCUUCUGACCGGUGCCAAAUCUACGCCGCUUGAAUUAGCUGGUUGCACAUCUGAUAUGUUGGAUCAAGUCACUGGAAUUUGCCCUAGUGGUGCGAAGAUGCGCAACCCGACGUUGUGGAUUGGUAUCUUUUGUGGUGGCGUGUUCACCGCGCUGUUGAUGAUGUAUCGUGUGAAGGGUGCCAUAAUAGCCGGCAUUCUCCUCGUCAGCAUAAUCUCGUGGCCACGUGGAACUUCCGUGACCUAUUUCCCUUAUACGGCCGUAGGAGAUUCCGAAUUCAACUUCUUUAAGCAGGUGGUUGAUUUCCACAGGAUUACUAAAACCCUCGGAGUUCAGCAAUGGGACAUUUCUGAGUACGGAGGUCAGUUUGGCUUGGCGUUUAUCACAUUUCUCUAUGUGGACAUCCUUGACUGUACGGGGACUUUGUAUUCAAUGGCGCGGUUUGCUCAUGUUGUCGACCCUGUCACCGAGGAUUUUGAAGGAUCGACCAUUGCAUACAUGGUUGACGCCAUCAGUAUCUCAAUAGGGUCGCUUUUGGGAAGCCCACCUGUUACCGCAUUUAUAGAGAGUGGUGCAGGUAUUUCCGAGGGGGGGCGAACUGGAAUCACGUCGAUGACCACCGGCUUGUGCUUCUUCGUCUCUAUCUUCUUCGCCCCAAUAUUUGCCUCAAUCCCACCAUGGGCUACAGGCUGUGUAUUGGUCCUUGUCGGUUCGAUGAUGAUGCAGGCGGUAACCGAGAUCAACUGGAGGUAUAUUGGCGAUGCUGUACCUGCUUUUGUAACUAUAUGCGCAAUGCCUUUCACGUACAGCAUUGCUGAUGGGCUGAUUGGUGGUAUAUGCCUGUACAUAACGCUUAAUACGACGGUGUGGGUGAUCGAGAAAGCGUCAGGCGGACGGCUUGUCCCGCCCAACAAAGCCGAAAAGGAUCACUGGACUUGGCGGGUCCCCGGUGGUAUCUUACCACCGUGGUUGGUACGACUAUCAACAGGCAAGAAGGACUUCUGGCGGGAUAAUUCUCCUGUCAUUGCAUCGGCUUCGGAUAUGCUAGACGAAGAGGAGGUAGCAAAAUCGAAUGCGAACGAUGCUACAGAAGGUAAUUCCAAGGCCGUUGCACUUCGAGGUCAUGAGAAGCCUCUUUGA
Annulohypoxylon maeteangense is the source of this 1749-nucleotide messenger RNA. Its product is annotated as permease family-domain-containing protein. NCBI's taxonomy places the organism in Eukaryota, Fungi, Ascomycota, Sordariomycetes, Xylariales, Hypoxylaceae. The transcript is spliced from 7 exons. The coding region runs from base 1 to 1749 and encodes 582 amino acids. The record is from RefSeq and is a predicted model, not a curated record. Gene Ontology annotation, cellular component: plasma membrane. Gene Ontology annotation, molecular function: purine nucleobase transmembrane transporter activity. Gene Ontology annotation, biological process: transmembrane transport.